AUGGCGAACGGCCACGGGGUGAAGGAUGCGCGCUUUGCGCGUGUGCAAAGCGACCCGCGAUUCCGGCGUGCAAAGCGCGAUGAUACCAAGGUCGUGCUAGACGAUCGCUUUAAGGAUGUGCUGCAACCGACAAAGGGCAAGAAGCUCGACCGGUUCGGCCGCCGCCAGGCAGAAGGCGAGGCCGAAGAGCUCCGCCGCCUGUACCGCCUGGACGGUGGCGAUGCCGCACGUGGUGAGGUCGAGCUCGAGAGCAGUAGCGACGAGGAGGACGAGGAAGAAGAGGAAGAGGAGGAGGAAGACGACGACGACGACGAGUCGGAAGAGGACGAGCCGGUGGUCAUCGGCCGCCAAGACGCCGUGCGGCGUGCACAGGCCUACGACUCGGACGACUCGAUCGAUCUGGAGGAGGAUGACUUUGAUCCCGAGGUCGUCGCCGAGCUCGACAAGCAGGCGUCCGGCUCCAAAGGCUCGAAGAAGCGCGAGGUCGUGGCGCGUGGCGACGAUACGUGCCGCCUUGCGGUGGUGAACAUGGACUGGGACCAUAUCCACGCGCGCGACCUGUACAAGGUCUUUGCGUCGCUUGUGCAUCCCGAGGCGACGCGCCUUCCCCAUGAGCCGCUGCCGGCGUCCGGCAAGAACGGCUUCCAGUCCCUGACGGCCGUGCGUGGCCAAGUCAAGUCGGUGCGCGUGUAUGUCUCCGACUUUGGGCGCGAGCGCCUUGCAAAAGAGGACAUUGAAGGGCCGCCGCGAGCCAUCUUUAAAGAGGCCAAAGACUCGGACGAGGACGAGCCGCUGUACCAAGUCGACGAAGGCUCCGAGUUUGACGAGCAGGCGCUGCGCAAGUACCAGCUGGAGCGCCUGCGCUACUACUACGCGGUCGCCACCUUUGACUCGAAAGAGAGCGCGCGCUUUGUAUACAACGAGAUCGACGGCACAGAGAUGGAGCGCUCGGCAAACCUCUUUGACCUGCGCUUUGUCCCGGACGAUAUGGAGCUGCCGGACGGCGAAGACGGGCGCGAGUGCGGCUGGCGCGACGAGGCGACCGACGACAAAGGGCACUACGAAGGCCUCGACUUUAAGACGGAUGCGCUGCGCCACUCGCGUGUGCGUCUGACGUGGGACCAGGACGACCCGCGCCGUAUGAAGGUGACGCACGCCGCGGCACGCAACCAAAAAGACGUGCACGAAGACGAUAUGAAGACCUACCUCGCGUCCGACUCGGAGGAGGAGGAGGAGGAUACGGCACAGAGCCGCGACCGCCUGCGCUCGCUCCUUGCCGCGCCCAAAGCGAACGCGUUUGACGACGCGGACGACGAGGAGAGCAUGUACGCGCCCAAGUCGCGCGACGGCGACAUGCAGAUCACGUUUGUGCCUGCGCUCGCCCCCGGUGCCAAGCCCGCCAAGCCGAGCGAGGACGAAACGACGAUCGAAAAGUACAUGCGCAAGCAAAAGGAGAAGCGCGAGCGCAAAAAGGCGCAGCGCGAAGAGAAGGAGAAGGGUGAAGAAGAGGCGGAAGAAGAAGAGGAGGCGGGCGCCGGCGAGGACCUCGGCUUUGACGACCCCUUCUUCGCGUCCGACCCCGGGGACUUUGAGCAGGCGCUCGCCCAGGAGCAAGGUAACAAGAAGGACAAGAAGGACAAGAAGGACAAGAAGAGCAAGAAGAGCAAGAAAGUGCGCGAGCCGUCGCCGCCGGCCGACGCCGACGGACACGACUCAGACGCGGACCAGCACUUUUCGCUGCAGGACAUUGUGCGCGCCGAGAAGCUGCAGAACAAGAAGCUCUCAAAGCAGCAAAAGAAGCGCGAGGCACGCCGCGAGGCGAAGCGCACGCCGCUCACGCAGCCGAGCUUUGCGAUGGACACGCAAGAUCCCCGUUUCGCGGCGGUCAAGGAAGACUACCGCUUUGCAAUCGACCCCAACCACCCCGGCUUUGUCAAGACAGAAGGCAUGCAAAAGCUGCUGGAGGAAGGCCGCAAGCAGCACCCCCAGUCGCAAGAUGCCCCUCCCCCUUCUGCGCCCGACCUCCAGUCGCUGGUCUCGUCGGUGAAGCGCAAUGCACCGCAGGUCAAUCGCCGUGCCAAGAAACAGCGUUCAUAG
This is a messenger RNA of Malassezia japonica, 2097 nucleotides long. RefSeq names its product pre-rRNA-processing protein esf1 (gene ESF1). NCBI's taxonomy places the organism in Eukaryota, Fungi, Basidiomycota, Malasseziomycetes, Malasseziales, Malasseziaceae. Gene Ontology annotation, molecular function: RNA binding. The coding region runs from base 1 to 2097 and encodes 698 amino acids. The record is from RefSeq and is a predicted model, not a curated record. Gene Ontology annotation, cellular component: nucleus. Gene Ontology annotation, biological process: rRNA processing. The transcript has a single exon.